Capronia epimyces CBS 606.96 is the source of this 1638-nucleotide messenger RNA. RefSeq lists its product as uncharacterized. Gene Ontology annotation, biological process: transmembrane transport. Gene Ontology annotation, molecular function: transmembrane transporter activity. The transcript has a single exon. The coding region runs from base 1 to 1638 and encodes 545 amino acids. NCBI's taxonomy places the organism in Eukaryota, Fungi, Ascomycota, Eurotiomycetes, Chaetothyriales, Herpotrichiellaceae. The record is from RefSeq and is a predicted model, not a curated record.
AUGGAGCAUCACUUACAUACCGACGUGGUGCCCGGCACCGUGCACUUGGUCGAUCUAGCCGGUAACUUGAGGGUCAAACAUCAAGAGGGCGGCGACAAGGAGAUUGUCCUCUUGCCUCAACCCACUUCCGAAUACGACGACCCUCUCAACUGGAGCAAGAGGCGCAAGUUGCUCUGCGCGCUUGUCUGCCUUCUCGCCGUCUUCUCGGCCGACCUCAUGACCACCUUGCUGUCGGCCGCGCUGCUCGACAUCGAGACCGACACCGGCAUCCCCUUGGCCACCCUCAACCAGGGCGUGGGGGUCCAGUAUCUCAUGUUCGGCUGGAGUAAUCUGCUGUGGCAGCCUCUCGGCCUGAACAUUGGCCGUCGACCUGUUCUACUGCUCGGUGCUCUGGGCAUGCUGGCCUGCUCCGUCUGGACAUCAUAUGUCACCUCUUCCGGCGAGUGGUACGCCAACCGAUUCCUGAUCGGGUUCUUCUACGGGCCGAUCGAGACGCUCAUCGAGGUCUGCAUCUCCGACGUCUUUUUUGCCCACGACCGAGGGUUCUGGGUGGGCAUGUACUGCUGGAUGCUGUUUGGCAUCCCGUUCAUUGGCGCCGUGCCCGCUGGGUUCGUGGCGGAAAAUCUGGGCUGGAAAUGGAUCCAGUUCAUUGCUUCCAUCAUCUCGGCCGGCUGUAUUGUCACCAUGUUCUUCUUGUUGGAGGAGAGCAUGUUCUACCGACCCCAAGCCCAGGAAGAAGCCAUCGAUUUCGACCAAGACGUGAGCGAGACCGACCAAGCAUCGACCAAGACUCCUCCUAUGGGCGUGGACGAGAAACGCACUGCCCCGUUGCCCACCCAGACCGAGGUCGGACAGAUGACGACCCGGAAAACAUACUUGCAGAAGCUGAAGUUCUGGGGCGCCCGUCGACCCGGCCAGCCCAACCAUUUCGUCCGCUCGGUCUGGAUGCCGUUUGCGCUGUUGCGCUUCCCGGUCGUGGCGUUUGCCGGCGUCCUGGUCGGCUCCAUCCUGUCUUGGUUCAACGUGGUCAACGCCACCAUCGCCCUCGUCCUCGCCGCUCCGCCCUACAACUUCUCCACCGAGAUGAUCGGGGUCAUGUUCAUCGCGCCCUUCAUCGGUUGCACCCUGGGCUGCCUCUUUGCCGGGGUGUCAGCCAACCGGUUCGCCGUGUGGAUGGCACGCAAGAAAGGCGGCAUCUUCGAGCCCGAAUACCGUCUGUGGAUGGCGGUGGUGCCCGUGAUCCUGCAUCCCGCCGGCUGCAUCCUGUUCGGCGUGGGCGCUCACCACGGCGUGCACUGGAUGGGGCUGGCGUUUGGCCUGGCCUUCAUCGUCGGCACCUUUCCCAUCGGCAGCGCCAUUGCCAUCAACUACAUCAUCGACUCGUACCGCGAAAUCUCGGGCGACGGGCUGGUGACCAUGAUCUGCAUCCGAAACUCAAUGGGCUUUGGCUUCAGCUACGCCGUGACCCCGUGGAUCACGGCCUCGGGCGUGCAGAACACCUAUAUUGCCAUCGGCUUCAUCGGCAUGUUCUUCUGGGGUCUUUGUUUCCUGUUCAUCGCCGUGGGCAAGAAGUCUCGCAAGGCCGCCGCCAAGGACUUUUGGACCAUGAUCGACAAGCAUGGGUUGACUGCUCACUAG